CAACUACUCAAGAGUGAAGACAAAUUAUAAAAAAGAUCCUAUCGUCAUUGUGUAGACUUGUUAGAGAGAAGUGUAUAAUUUUGUGAAUAUUAAUGUUAUUACGUAAAUUGUUUUCCAUGAAGCUACCAAAAUGACUUCGCCAAAAACCGAUUCUUUCAAAGAUACAGUGACCGUGCUUAUUAACGCUUUAGGAGAUAAUGAUAAUUCUGUUAACAACGUUGUAAUAAAAUCCCUUGCAAAGAUAGCCAAUGUUUAUCCAAAUGAAGUUAUCGAAAUAUUUUGCGAGUUUUAUCAGAACACGGUUAAAUCGAACCUUAUACAGUUAGGAAACAUUGUUAAAGUCUUAGAACAGACAUGUGUAAACCAAGUGAAGAAAUUAGAUCAGAAGGUAGCAGGAGAACUUGUCAAUUCAAUGCUGCGAGCAAUGACAGAGAAUACCACUUAUGAACCAGUAGUCCAAUUGGGUGCAUCGUCUGUUUUAGUAGCUAUUGGCCAUGAGUACUUGGAUUUGGUACUACGAUCUCUCAUUAAUCAAAUGACCCCAGCAUCAGUUCCUCAUUACACAAUAGCCCACACGCUGGGCACCCUGGCAGCGGUCAACACGCAUGGAGUGGUGCCGCACGUCAAGGAGAUCCUUGGCAAAAUGCUACCGUUACUUCCUUUGGUCAAACAGGAUGGCGUAAAACAAGCUUUCGCUUAUGCAUUUGGUCAUUUUGCCGUCGCCGUGUCUGAACAAAUAGGUGAUAAUGUCGAAAACGACAAUAUAACGUCGAUAAAGGAUAAUUUUGUCACGGAAUUCACGAUCGUAUUUGACGUGCUGUACAACCAGUGGCUACCGUCUCACGAGCCGAAAGUAUCAGAAUCAGUACUCGAAGCUCUCGGGCCCAUCACUAGACUCAUUUCUGAGAGACAAUUUAAUGAAACUGUCAAUAAAUUUGUACUUUCCCUUCUAUCUUUAUAUCGCAAACCGGCGAUAAAUUUCUACUGCAUUAGUCAGUGCAUAUCUUAUUUAUUGUCUCCAUCGCCCUUAAACCCAAAACUGUCCCUGAACGAUAACGUGAUAAAUUCAAUCAACAAUGUUCUAUUUAACUUGGUUCUUUUAGAGCCAGAUUACGAUCAACCACAUACGGUCAAAAAUCACUUCGAAGUACUGCGUUGUUUUGACCAUAUGGCAGGACAGUUUCCCGACCAAACAGUCGAAACCUUGCUGCACCAUUGUAAAAAUAACCAAGAAAAAGAAAGAAUGAAAGCUGUCAUAAUUUUAACUCAUCUGACAACAUCGUCUCAAGUUUUCAUCGAUAAUUUUGCAUCGAAGUUCACAACUAUUUUGAAAGUAAUGGUUGUAAUGGAACAAGGAGUCAAAAUGAAAAAAUUGCUCGUCAAAGCGAUAGUUGGACUUGUAUACAGAAAUUGUAUAAUGGCUGCUGAGGAUUUUUCUAUGGUUGAGUUUAUAAUAAAACAUUGUGGUUACGAAGCUCCGCCGACUGUUUCGAAAUCAGACGUACUAGAUUUGCAUGAUACCUGUAAAAGUUCACUUAUACUUAUGUGUAAUACGGUAACGAGUGUGAGGUCGCAAUUGCGUAAUUUGCUACUGUACUCCCUUACCGUCGAUGAAUUUACUUCAUCUAUGUCGACGGUGAGUCAUUGUCUGACCUCUUUGCUGCAAAAUAAUUCAGACGUCACGACCGACGACCAGUUUAAUAAGCUUACUGAUAUGGUAUGCUCUCCGGAUCUUGUUUUUGUACGAUGCAUCACACACGUAGUUGAUCCAGACCAAAGAGAUUUGAAUAAGAAUUUGCUUCUAUUUCUCGAAGAAUUUUCCGGAGACGUGCAUAAGAAUUUGAAAAAUUCUUGGAGUAUAGAAAUCCAGAGAUUAUUGAAAUUUGUCGAAAAGAACGAAUCGAAAGAGCAAUGGCAUGGAAUGUUGUUAGAUCUCAUGAUUUCUGCGGUGGAACAGGUUAAUAGCAACAAGUGGGUGGAAACAAUAUCAACUUUAAUAUCUCAGCAAAUACUUUCUAAGAAACAGUCGCCGAUGAUUAAAGGCGUAUCACUUCAAUAUUUAGCCAUACUCUCAUGUCACAUGUCAAAUGCCGCCGUAGUGGAGACAGUGCUUAAAAUAAUACUAUUCGCUCUAAAAUCUAUUCCUAUGGAAAGCGUUGAUUACGUCAGCAAAGCAGUGGGCAUUGCGUCGCGAGAACACGGUGAAUUCGUUCUCAAUGAAUUGGAUGCAACGUAUAAAGAAAAUGAAGCUAGACGAGGCAAUAAAUUGCUCAAUUUCUUAUCGUCCAGAUCAUCAAAAACUGAAGUUGAAUUAUCAGCAGUCAAAUACGCAGUUAUAACAUGCUAUGGAAAAGUCGCCUGUGAUUGUCUCGACGUCCAUGUGUUAGCUAGGUUAGGGGAAAAUGUCACAUCAAUAUUAUUUGAAAUUCUGAAAUCUAAUCCGCCUUACGACCUAUGCAAAGCUAGUGUUACAACUUUAUACGAGAUAGGUAAAGCUCUACAUCCAGCUGCUCAUCAUAACGUUGCUUUGAGAAAUCGCUGGCAAUUAUUGAACGCUGUGUUAGAACAAAUAUAUAAUGCGAAUCUGGAUAAAAGAAACGUAGAACUAUAUCCAAUUAUUGUAAAAGCGUCGAAAGCCCUGACAAAGUUACAAAAAGGUAUCUUGCCCGAAGAAAGGAAUACUAUCCUGAGAGUUUUAUUUAACAGCAUCUUUGGGGAACUCUCGUCUUUUAAAAGAAAGUACGAGAUAGAAGGGAAUGGCGAUAAAAAUGACUUAUUAGCGAAAACCUUAAACGACUCAUUGUCUCUUUUGCACGACUUAAUUAGAGAGUUGAUUAUCCAAUCAACCUGCUUAAGCACGAUCGAUGAUAUCGUUAGCUUAUUAAUUGAAUGGAUGCGUCACGACAACGACGAGAUUCGUACAGCUGCUGUAUUAAUCAUGCAAGUAGUGUUAGAUGCAUAUAUAAAAAACGUAAAACUCAAUUAUGAAACGCCGAGCAAAUUUGGACAGAUGGGCUAUUUGCUGGGUCUAAUUGUACCCGGCGUCGCUGACACGAACUUUCCAGUUAGGUUAACAACAGUCGAUUGUAUAAAAAUAAUAAUUCAGAUACAAGAUUUGUAUGAAGGUCACACGAUUGAGCCCAAUGACGAAUGCAUGUCGAACCUGUCCCAGCUACAGAAUAAUAUAUUGACUAAUGACUUAAACAUGAUAAGUGAUUAUUGUACUAAAUUGUGCGAUACUAUAUGGUCCAAAAUACCACAUUUACAUACUAUGCAAUUCAUAGAAAGUCUCCUAGAAGGAUACGAUAAUCAAGAAUUUAGAAGCGUUGGGAUAAGUUCGGUUUUGGAUGCAUUUAUCGUAAAGAAGGGUCAGGAUUUAUUCCAAAGCAUAGAACGGAUAGUCGAAGUGUUACUCAUGACGAUGGAUGAAGUGGUUGAUGAUGCUAGGAUGAGACUUAUGAGGCCGCUGACGUCAUUGACACGUCACCAUUCAAAUGCCGUCACCGCUGUUCUGCUUGCACAAAAGCUCCCACUGAAAUCAUGCGUUGUAUCUUGCUGGCGGUUCUUGGCUAGAGACGAAAGUCUAUCUACUGUCAUUGUAGAUAACUUCCUACGUCUGAUGACCUCAAUUGAACUUUACGAGGAUCCUUACCACAUCACUGAAAAUCACAUUGCUGCGUUACAGCCUCUGACUCUCAUUAGCGCUCUUGGUGAGAUGUUACAAGAGGAAGCCAUGAGACCAAUAUGUAUCGCUAAGUUCCCUGACCUCUUCGCUGUCUUGUACACGACACUAGCGUGCUACAUGGAGGCAGAGCCGCCCGCAUACUCCUUACCACAGAAUAGAGCACAGGAGAGGUUCGGCUUUGUGCCCAACAGGGAAUCCAUCAAGUUGUCUCCCGCUAAGAUAACCAUCAACACCUUUAACGCGUUUUUGGAACGCGCUGAUUGUUAUAAGGUGAAGGAAGCGUGCUCGCUGUGCCUGACGGUGGAGCACGGAGACAGCUCAAGCACGCUACUGGAGCUGGCGCCGCUGCUGGGCGGAGCACUGAGCCGGGCGCUGCCGGCGCAGCUGCAGCGCGUGUCGGUGCGCGUGGCGCACUACGCGCGCUCCACUCUGCCGCCGCAGCGGUGCGCCGCGCUCGCCUUACUGGCGGACUUACUCAACUACCGCUGCAACGACAACCCGGUGCUGAUCGAGUGCGUGCUGUCGUCGCUGAGCACGGGCUGGAAGGACGAGCACGUGCGCGUGCGCGCGGCGUGCCUGCGCGGCGCCGCCAACGUGUGCCGCCUGCGCGAGCCGGCGCGCGCGCAGGCGCUGCCCGCCGCGCUCGCCGCGCUCAGCCAGGGCGUCGACGCGCAGCAGAUGCCAUCUCCAUUCGAAAACGUUCCCCUCGCCGCUAUCCAAGGCCUUAGCCGUCUCAUCACAGAAACGGACAAACUCGACCAAGAGUUCGACAGAGAACUGCUCUCGAUAUCGCAAAAAAUACGCCCGUUCAUGAACACGGACUGCGCGCUACUGAGAGAGCACUCCAUACGACUGUUCGGUAUCAUCGCGGGUCGGGUGCAGUCGGAGGCGCUCGUGGAACAGGCCGUGGCGUCUCUGCCGUGCUUCCUGCUGCACCUGUGUGAUAAUAACCCUUCUGUGGUGAGGGCGAGUAAAUUCACACUACGUCAAGUUUUCAAAACGUUCAACGUAAAGAAAUCCAACGAUUUCGUCCAAACUCACCUUUUGGACGAGGGUCGGUUGUACUUGGACGAGUUCCUGACAGCCCUUGUGCGCCAGCUCGCAGACGAGAUGCCGUCCUCCGUUGUCAAGUGCCUGCAGACUGCCGUGAACUAUUUGCAUUGUGCUAGAGAGGAGAUCAAACCCCAUCCGCCAUUGUUGUUGGGUAUCCUGUACGCGGAGCUGUACCGCAUCCGCGACAAGCACCCGGAGGAGACGCGGCUGGACGGCGCCGUGUCGCGCGGCGCGCGCGCGCGGCUGCUGGUGCUGGCGCGCGACGCCGACGCGCGCGUGCGCGCCGCCGCCGCGCUGGCGCUCGCCAACCUGUGCCUCGCCGCCGCGCCCGACGGGUGACGCCCGCGCCGCGCGCAGCUGCACGACGACCGCCUGAGGAUUGUGCGCCUCCAGUGGUAGGUCGCCGGCUUUCGAUCCGAUUUAUCGGAUCGGAUUAGAUGUAAGUUUCGUCUGUGUUGAUAAAGAUAUUGCGUUAGGUUUCCAUUGAACGGUUGUCAAUUUCCGUGUUGGCAACUUUUAUUGUUCUGCAGAAAAUUAUCAACAAUUAAAGCAAUAUUUUUGACGACUGAGGUUAACGCAUAGAAGUCGGCGACCUUAGUCUCAUGGUAUAACGCGCACUACACGGGGUGGUAAUCUUAAAUUAAUUGAAACAUUUUUUCUCUCGUAGGAAUCAUUGAAUAUUCAUCACGUUCGACGCCCUAUGUGUUCCAAUAAAUGCAACACAUAGACCGUUGAACGUGAUUCUCGUGUAGUGACGUCGUGAUCGAAAAUCGAUGAGACUAAUUCAUACUAAAUAGAGCCUUAUAAUGUUAAUUAUGAAUAAAAUGAACGUUACUAAUAAGAGUGUAAUCUAUUCCAUAAUAUUACCAUUAUUAUAAGUGAAUAAAAAUAUAUAGUAAGAUGAGUUAUAGCUUCGAGUUUUAUUAUAUUGUAGAAGUUAAUGCGUAUAGUCAUAGUGUAAGUUAUAUUUUAAUAUAUAUAUACGAAGUUUGAUCGCUUGUUCAAUUAGCUUCUGCUAUAAAUAAAAAAUAAAAGUUUAUAAAAGUGAAAAAUUAGAUUUAGCAUCAGCCUGUAUAAACUGAUCUAUAGAAUUUGUCUUUGUGUCUUAUUGUUACAGUUGGCCAAAUGUAUUUAAACUGUUUUCUAGCUAUUGUAGGGUAAAUAACAUUUUUCGUCGUUAAAAAAACUUUUAAUAUAUUAUGCAACAUGUAAAAUUCAAUUUGUUAUCAAAAAAAUUAUAAUGCUAUUUGAGAUGUACUUAUGUUUGGAUUUUCAAUGUCUUUAAAGUUUGAAAUGAAGUUCCUUAUUAACCUAUUGAUUACCGCGGUAACUUUUAAAAUAAUGAGGCGGACGCUGUACUGAGUUUUUUUAUUACAUUAUCGAGAUGCAGGAGAUGUUAAUGGUCGUUUUCUCGCAAAUGACGCAAAAAUCUUCUGUCAUCUAAAUUAUUUGUUUAUUUGGGUCCAAGUUUUUCUUGUUUGAUGCUAACCCUCCCUGAGAAUGUAUUUGUCGUUUAUUAUCACUUUUUUUUUAAUGUCGUCUCAAGGAAUGAAAUUAUUCGAAUGGAAUUUUGAUCACGUUUGUAUUUAUUUUUUUAUUUGAAAUCUAGUGAAGUCAUGUUAACGAUGUUAAAAAGAUAUGUUUAGUUGUUAAAAGAAAUUAUUUUCGAAAUUUAUUUUAAAUUCUAAUAAUUGCGUCCAGUGAUUUGUAUUAUUGUGGCCCUUAGAACAGAGAGCAAUGUUUUUGUGCAAAUAAUUUAAAAUAUGCAUUGUUUUUUAUACUUUAUUAAAUAUUACGAAAUUUAUUAUUUUUAUUGAUUCGUAAGUUUAAUUAUAAUAUAAAUGAUAAAACUAGAAUUUGGAAAUCGACAACACGACAGCCCUUCCAAAUCUAAUACUCGAAAAUAUUUUUUUUUAAUAUUUUUUGUAAUAAUCCUUAAUUGUGAAAGCUUAGUGCAAUUUUAAGUUGGCUCUCUGUUCUAAGGUUUUGUUAAAAUUCCAAAUCUAAAAUGUUAAUGAUGUAAACGAGACUGAAUUGAAAAAUGUUUGUUGAAUUGUAUCGAAUAAACGAUUUGGUGUUGCCUUACACAUUGUUAUAAAUAAACCUAUAUUAUAUAGAUAUUAUAAUAUUUAUUAUACGAAUAUUAUAUGCUUGAAUAUGAAUUAUAAUUUAUGUUAUAAAAAAAAAAAAAUCGUUUUGAUAAAUUUAAGUGUUAUACGAUUUAUAUUUAUUUAUCAUAAUUAUUAAUCCAAUUUCUGAAACGCCUGUCAAUGUCAGAUUAACUAAUUGGUUCUGAACGGUCAUUGGUCGGUGGCGAUGAUGCAAUAGUUGACCAAUGGGCGUUCAGUAUUUAGAUCUGUCAUUUAAUUUAACAUUGAUUAUAUACAGGUGGGUUGGUGUACAUGUUACGAAUUUACAAAUAUAUUGGAAAUUUGACAUUGCUCCUUGCUUUUCAGCAGAAUCUCCUCAGUCUGUUAAUCAACAGACAUCUAAUAAGGUUAAAUUUAUUUUCUCAUUAUUUAUAAUAUAUACUUCCAUUGUAAGAAAUUGGGACUUGAAACUUAACAAUUUUGGAAAAAUAUAAAUAGAUUGCAGUCGGAAGUAAUAGCAGAUAAAAGAUAACAAAAUACGGUACUGUCAAUCUUUUAAAAACCAGUUUUUAACACAAUGUAUUACCGAUGGUUUUUACGAAGACUUAUAUCUUUAAUGUUUACGAAUGGUAGAUUCUUGUUGAAUAUGUUCUUAGAUUUCCUUAUUAUGCGUGUGCUGAACACAAAAAAUCGUAAGUUACGUAACGAACCAAUUAUAAACACAAAUAUGGUUUUGCACAUUUUGACACGUUACUGUUUUGGCCCCUGUAAUCGUAUGAAAGGAAUUUAAA
This is a messenger RNA of Vanessa atalanta (red admiral), 7619 nucleotides long. RefSeq names its product maestro heat-like repeat-containing protein family member 1 (gene c11.1). Lineage: Eukaryota; Metazoa; Arthropoda; Insecta; Lepidoptera; Nymphalidae. The record is from RefSeq and is a predicted model, not a curated record. Bases 131 to 5077 code for a protein of 1648 amino acids. Gene Ontology annotation, cellular component: cytoplasm. The transcript is spliced from 12 exons.